CCAGGCAUCUUGUCCUGGUUUCACAUAACCGGGAUACAAGUUUUUUCGGGUUAUUGUAAACGGGAUAUGAUGUUUAUAUGCAUCAACUCAAAAACAGAAUACUUAAGUAUCCCGAAUAAUAACGGGAUAUUGGUGUGCAUGUAAACGUGGUCACUGACUGGUCAAGGGAGUAGUCCUGGUUUAAUCGGACUAUAAGACUUUAAACCCCGUAUGUAAGAUACUUAGACCUAUUCAUAUCUACUCGAUCUGUAUCACUGCUUGUGCUAUAACGACAUUUAAAGCAACCCAGUUCAAGAAGACGAGACAUACUCGAUAAACUCAUGAUUUACCAGGCUAAAAUGUAAUUGUCUUGCCUGGGGUGGUCAAAUUAUUUUGGCAACAGCUGAUAAAAUGUGGAAAGAAUUGAAGAAAAACCAGCUCGUCAAGUACGGCGCUGUGACCACAGUGUCAACCAUCAGCUAUGUUUUACUGAGAAAGUGGAUCGCCGGUGGGAUAUGCCACAGCCGUGCCAAGCUGCAUGGAAGGACUGUGGUGAUCACUGGUGCCAACACUGGUAUCGGCAAGGAGACGGCCUGGGAUAUGGCCAUGAGAGGAGCCCGGGUGAUUAUGGCUUGCCGAGACCUCACCAGGGGAGAGGCCGCUGCAACAGAGAUCCGCAGUUCUACUGGAAAUACUAACGUGAUGGUGCAACAACUAAACCUGGCCUCCCUUGGGUCAGUAAGACAGUUUGCCAGGGAAUUCAUUGCCACGGAGACCCGUCUGGACAUACUUAUCAACAAUGCAGGUAUAAUGCUAUGUCCCAAAAGCUUCACAGUGGACGGGUUUGAGAGUCAAUUUGCUGUCAAUCACCUAGGUCACUUCCUAUUGACCAAUCUUCUCCUGGACAUGCUGAAAGCCUCCACCCCCAGCCGCGUCGUCACUGUGUCUAGCAUCGCUCAUCAAGGCGGGAAAAUCCACUAUGAUGACCUUAACUUUGAUAAGAAGGGAUACAACUCAGUAAUUGCCUACAAGCAGAGUAAACUGGCCAACCUCCUCUUCUCCAGGGAGUUGGCACGAAGGACCAAAGGUACUGGAGUGACGUCGUAUUCCCUGCACCCCGGGGUUAUCCGGACAGAGCUGUGGCGCCACUCGCAGUCAAAGUACCCCAUGCUGAGUUCCAUGCUGUCAGCCCCCGCCUGGCUCCUGAUGAAGACCCCCAGGGAGGGGGCCCAGACCACCAUCUACUGCGCCGUCACUGAGGGGCUGGAGGAGAAGAGCGGCUACUACUUCAGUGACUGUCAGGUAAAGGAGCCAGCUCUUGAGGGGAGAGAUGAUCUUGCAGCACUGAGACUAUGGGGCGUUAGCGCCGGGCUCGUGGGACUUAAUUAAAACAACUGAACAACUCGCCUUGCAACACGGUGCAACUCCCAACCACACCUGCCAGAACUCCCCCGGAUACUAGCAUUUUUUUUAAAUGUUGGCUCUUAACUUUCAUAUCAGAAGAUAUUCUGUAUUCUAUAUAUAUCCUGUAUUCUACACAUUUUCUAUAUUCUAUAUUUUUUGAUGUUGUAUUAUAAUACAGUAUAUUUUGAUCAAUUUUUUUUCUGUAUUUUAUUGUAUUGAAGCUUAUUCUCGUUACAUUGGUCUUCAUGCUGAAAUUCUGUAUUUUUCAUAUUUUCAUUAAAAAAAAUGUUAUUUUGCUUCAGAA
Oncorhynchus masou masou (cherry salmon) is the source of this 1687-nucleotide messenger RNA. Its product is annotated as retinol dehydrogenase 11-like. The record is from RefSeq and is a predicted model, not a curated record. The transcript has 7 exons. The coding region runs from base 391 to 1368 and encodes 325 amino acids. Lineage: Eukaryota; Metazoa; Chordata; Actinopteri; Salmoniformes; Salmonidae.